ACUUAUAUCAACAUUGAACAUCGCACAAAAAUUCAAUCGAACUGUUGCGAAAGUAGAGUAAUACUUUUUAUUAACUAAUACUUUAAUAAUUAAUGACGUAUGAAUUAUAGAAAAAUAUGGAGAAUAGUGUUGUUGGUUUGUUCUACUGUAGAUGAAAGCUGAAAUUUUUGACAAUGUCUUAAUCGAACUUUAAUUGAUUGUUUGUCUUCAAAUUUGCAUACAACUUGAGGCGUUGUAAUUAUGUCCGAAACACGAAAGAGAAAUCAAUACCAAGUCGACCUGUUUAAUGUUUGUUUUCAAUUACUUAAUUUAAGGUAAAUUUAGUUAAUUAUACACAAUUUUCAGGACGCUUAUGAUUCGUUUAUGACGAAACAUUUACAACAUUACGGAUACUUUACAGGUACUGAUAUUUGUUUAUAUUACAAAGAUUAGUCGGUGGAAGAAAAUUUUCAUUCGCUUUUUAGACAACUCUCGACCUGUUUGAAUUAGAUAUGUUGACAUAUGGAUUUAGAUGAGACGUUAUACAAAUAUUUUCAAUGAAUACUUAGUGCAUACUUUGUGUAUAUGUGUGUCUAUUUUAAAGGCUUCAGUAAACCGGAUUUAUAAAUUAAUCUAAUUUUUUUUGAACAACACAAGAUGGCGCAAAUUUGUAAAUAUCUCCUUGUAUUGUUUGUAUUGUUUAUCUCUGAUUGAUUCUGAUGACGUCUCUAGGAAUAUGUGGUCAUAUUAUGCGACACUGCAUUAUAUAUCAGAGGCUCUUGCAACUGAAUAUUGCAUUAAAAGCUAGUUAUUAGCUUGACAAACUAUAAGUCAAUACAUUUUGUAGAGAAGGCGCGUCGGUCGUUGUUUGUUCAGACUUUGUCACGUUAUAGACUUAGCUACCAUGUAUUGGACUUUUCCUCACGAAAUAUGGCCAAGUUUAUCGAUGUGAACUUGUCAUUUUGGAACGGUUUCACUGUGCCUGAUGGCCAAAAGAUAAAGCACGGUCGGAACUCGAGUGCAAAGAAUUCCAUUCUCUACUUCUCUCAAUAUGAUAAAACUUACACUGUAGAUGAAAAACUUGAAGCGGCAUUCCCCGACGAAAGUAGUAGAAGAUUUUGCCGUCUAAAACGUGCCGAUGACUCGGAUAACGAAAAAGCCUUACAAAAGAAGGUGAAAUUUUCCCAAUCAAUCAAUCAAUCAAUGCGCGUUAUCGGCUAUUGCCAUGCUCAUGUUGCUAAAGUAGAUGGUGCUGCGUCUCUAAAACAAUUUUAUUCAAUUGCGCUUCCGAAAGCGAUGAAAGAGGGAAUUCGCGUAACUGACGUACCAAGUCCGGUAAAAAACUGGUCUAUGUUCACAGAAUGGGUUGCAGCUAGAACGAACCAUGAAAAGACACAAGAAGAACUACUCAGAACAACUCAAUUGGUGUAUAAUUACCAAGAAGGUCGCAUGGUUCCAAAGCUUAAAGAGCCCAGGCAACUAUAUGGAAUCGGAAAUAGCGAUUUAGGACCUCAGCAAGCAGCUCGUUGGCCAGCGGAAAUUCAGGUUUUGAAUGAGAAAAUCGAACACAUUGAUUCAGUUCCCAAAGAACCUGAGCCUUUAUAUAAAAAAAGUGGCAGUGAACAAUCUCCACUUUGUAAAUCAUAUAAUGGCGAUGGCAGAGUUGUUUAUGAUUAUGAACCAGUGCUAGGUCCCUUUUUUAUGAGGGCGCGAGUAGGCGGAUUUCGAGGUGGUUGUAGACAAGUUUCCAUAUCACUAGAGAAUGAAAAUGAUAAGACUUUAUUGUUCGAGUCAAGAUUUGAAAGCGGAAAUCUGGCAAAAGCUGUUCAAGUGGGAGAAUUCGAAUACGAGCUGUGGCUACGCAACGAUUUGUAUACCAAUAAGCAUACGCAAUGGUACUAUUUUCGUUUCGAAAAUACUCGAAGUGAUGUGACAUAUCGGUUCACUAUUGUUAAUUUAAUGAAGCCUGAAAGUCUAUAUAAUGAGGGAAUGAAGCCAUUAUUUUAUAGUGAAAAACGAGCUAGUGAAAAAAAUACUGGAUGGACAAGACAUGGUGCUGAUAUAAAGUAUUACAGAAAUAAUAUACGUUAUACAUGUGGUAAAUCUGAGAAAAGUAAUUAUUCUCUAACUUGGACUUUCAAAUUGCCAUAUAAUGGAGAUUCUUGUUAUUUUGCUCACUGCUAUCCUUAUACUUACACAAACCUGCAAGACUACUUAAAUAAUUUAUUGAACGACCCAGUGAAAUCGAAGCUAUGCAAACAAAGAAUUUUAUGUCGAACUUUAGCUGGGAAUUUGGUGUAUUAUUUAACAAUAACCUCUCCGACGAAGACUGCGGAGGAAGCUAAACAUCGUAAGGCUGUUGUUGUGACGUCGCGAGUUCAUCCAGGAGAAACUAAUGCCAGUUGGAUGAUGAAAGGUUUUCUUGAUUAUCUACUCAGUGAUUCAAUGGAUGCAAAAUUGCUAAGGGAUACAUUUGUUUUCAAACUAGUGCCUAUGCUGAAUCCAGAUGGCGUUAUUGUAGGAAAUUAUCGUUGUUCUUUAGCUGGUCGUGAUUUAAAUAGAAAUUAUAAAACUCAAUUAAAAGAAAGUUUUCCUUCUAUUUGGCAUACCAAAGUUAUGAUUAAAAAACUGAUGGAAGAACGUGAUAUCGUAACUUACUGCGACUUGCAUGGUCAUAGUCGUCGUCAAAAUGUGUUCAUUUACGGAUGUGAAAAUCGAAAUAAUUCAAAUAAAAGAUUGAGAGAAAGAAUUUUUCCUUGUAUGUUAAACAAAAAUGCCCCAGAUAAGUUUGAUUUUAAUGAAUGCAAGUUCAAAAUACAAAAGUCGAAAGAGGGAACAGGUAGAAUUGUCAUGUGGAAUAUGGGUAUUAUGAAUAGUUACACACUGGAAGCAACGUUUGCCGGUACUAUCCUGAAUGGAAAAAGCGUCCAUUUCAACACAAAAGAUUUGGAAUCUAUGGGUUACCAUUUUUGUGAUACUCUAUUGGAUUACUGCGACCCUGACCAAUCCAAGUCAUCAAAAAUUCUAUUGGAACUUGAGGACCGUAUUCGUGCCGAGAUCCUUUAUAGACUGCAACAGAAAGAAGGUGAACUUUGCAGCAAGAAAUUGGAAGAUAUUAACAUUGACGAAUAUUAUACAACGGAAUUAGAAUCAAGUGAUGGCGGUUCGGAUAGUUCAAUAUCAGAUGGUUUACCCUUGCAUCUACAAUAUAUGUCAGACGAUAUAUCAGCUAAGAAGAAAAAACUUAAAACUCGCAAAGAGAGAGAUAAACUUCAGAACCAAAGAUCUGCAAGUUUUCGUGAAGAUAGAAGAGCCAAUAAAUUAGAAAGAAUACCUGUUACGUCAACUUCUGUUCAAUCGGGCAAACGAGAGAAACCGGAAACGUCAAAACCAAGACCUCUCAAGUAUACUAACAAAAGGACGAAACCAUUUGACGAUGAUGGAAACCAUCAAUCUAUUGUAGUUCAUCAUAAGGUCGACGAUAGGCUGAUUUUAAAUAAAACUGAUGUUAGCGGAAAGAACUAUCUUGACGCCAUAACGGACGCCUAUUCAAAGCAAAAAGUUUUACAAAGCUCAGGAAAUGAAAAAGCAGAAGUUCCUCAUUUUCGAUAUACUGCAAAAGGCGAAAAUUUUACAUAUCCCGAACCAAUAAAUGUCCCUGUUGGUCAUUGUUUACAAAGGCGACGUUUUCCAGAAAGUAGUGGAGACGAAUUGGAACAUAAUGAGACAGUCCAACCGUCUCUAGAUAUUUCGGUUGCGCAAGACAAGCGGCCUCUUUCAACGGUACGUUCCAGAUCAGCUUCCCGUACACGAAAAACAAGUAUCGGCAGUACGGAAGAAUUUGAAUUUCGUUUGCCUAGCAUAUGCUCCUUUGUAUCUACCGAAGAUGUACGAUGUCUUGGUGACAUCGAAUUACAUUCCACGGAGGACCUCGCAGACCUUACAAGAUACAAGUAUUCAAUGAAGCCAUCUAGUGCAUCUAGUGAGAGAAGGAUCGCAAGCCCUCAUUAUCAGCAAAGACAUGCUGCAGAGUUAAGCUCCGCCCAGCAGAGACAGGAAAGAUUACUUAAUAUUGAAUCUAAACAAAAACACGACAGGACGUUUUGUAGAUCAGCCAAUCAAUCAAUGAGAAGAGGUUCUAUACCACUAUCGGAUUCAAACGUAGCCCAAAAUUUUACAAAAGACGGAAAUCCGUUACAAAUGCCUCCCAGAGGCGAAACACCCCUUCAGUCACUUCAUCAUCAAGAAGCUGCUUUAGAAUUAGAGAGCUACGCUGAUGAUGUUAUCUCAGUAACGAAAGAGAAUCAAAAGAAAAAUCAUCCUGCAGACGAAUCAACUAAUUUGUGCCAUCGAACAGAGGGAGAUUCAAUGGAACCUGCAGAAGCAUCAAAGGUUCCUCAAAGAGGCGAAAGAGAUGGUUCGACAGUCCUAGCUCUGUUCAAAAAUAGUCAAGAUCAAAAAAUCGGACCGACCAUGCCAUCUUCAGUGAAAGAAUAUAAACAGAGUUUGAAAUUGGCAAAGGAAAAGAGUUCAGCGAAUUUAGGUCCUGAACAGCAAUGCAUCCCAAAAGCCACUUUUGUCGAUACAACACCAAGACGUCCCACACCGCCUACCUCUUCAUCUAUUCCAGAACAUGAAUCAAGACCUAGUACUCAACGUCGUAGACAUCGGCUAAAUCAAAAGUCAACAAGUAUGAUUUCUUUAACCCAUACAGAAGAACUUUCGAAUGCUCAUAGUAACUUCGGAAAGUUGGAAGAAACUCCCGUUGUUACGCAAACGUCCCGACCAAAUACAGUAUAUUCUCAAGUGUCUCACGUAAGUGCAACUAUUCGAGGUGACUCUACAAAACCUUUGAGUGGCUCGCUUGGAAGUAGGGUGCAUAGUUUGAGACGAUCUUAUCACGGUCACACUGACAAUACACCUAUUUGUCAACAACCUUUUGCUAAUUCUUCAGAAACGACAAAUGGUCAUUUGGAGAGUCGUUCAGGAGAGAAAAAGAGCUUAGCAAAAAUCUCUUUAAGAAUUUCUCACGGGCAUCACUCACCAAUCGAACAUGAUCGUCAUCAUCAAUCACCAACCGUCAAUAACGGAUUCAAACCUACAGGUCUUUUGGAAAAUAGACCAUUUCUUGUUAAAAGCUCAAGCUCAAGCAAUAGUUUUAAAAGAAAAUAA
Messenger RNA from Dimorphilus gyrociliatus, 5151 nucleotides. The record is from the annotation of a GenBank genome assembly. NCBI's taxonomy places the organism in Eukaryota, Metazoa, Annelida, Polychaeta, Dinophilidae.